CAUUCGAAAUUAUAUUCAAGAAAGUAGAAAGUUGAGACUAUGAAGUUGCUUGCGAUAUCAAUCAUAGUUGCCGUUAGUCUAACUAAUGUCGACUACACAACGGGUCAUGGCAUGAUGUUGUCUCCUCCGGGAAGAUCUUCGCGCUGGCGUUAUGACUCUUCGGCUAUACCAAAUUAUAACGACAAUGCCAACUAUUGUGGAGGAUUUAGUGUUCAUCAUGGCCAAAAUGGCGGCAAGUGCGGUUUGUGUGGAGAUAAUUAUGCCGAUCCAACUCCACGUGAAAACGAACUGGGUGGCAAAUAUGGUGGCAGUGGUGUCAUCGUCCAAACUUUUGAGAAUACAUACACAGCUGUGAUUGGCUUCCAAAUUACAGCCAAUCAUAUGGGUCAUCUUACAUACAGCCUUUGCAAUUUGGAUGAAUUCAAAUCCGAGUCCGAGGAGUGUUUCGCCAAAUAUCCCUUAAAGUUUGCCGAUGGCAGUGAUAAGUUCUAUGUGGGUAAAACCCUUGGCAGGGUCGAGGCCACUGUGGUAUUGCCACCCGGUGUAAGCUGCAAUCAUUGUGUCCUACGUGGAACCUAUACGGCUGGCAAUAACUGGGGCAUUUGUGAGGAUGGUACUGGUGCCAUGGGUUGUGGCAUUCAGGAGACAUUCAAAUCAUGUGCCGAUGUUCGUGUUGUGGCUCCCGGUGCUAAGAGAGCCAAUGUGGAAGAUUCUUUAGACAUGGCAGUUCCCGAUGCUUAGUUCUCAAAAUUGAGACAAAUUCUAACUGACUUUUGAUUAAAUUAUUCGAGAAUAAAAAAAAUAAAGCUUCAUAAUCGAUGUUCAUGGUAGUAUUACGAGGUAGUGUCAUUAGCACAACAACAAAAAACUACCACCAACGGAACUACCUUGAGUGGCAAAUGCCGUAAAUUGAAAUGUCAAAGUGGUCUUAGAAAUAAACAUUGUUUUACAACUUCAAAUGUGUUUAUAUUUGUAUUUUCAUCCUUAUAACACUGUUUUGUUGCUAAUGUGUCGAAUAUCGGAUCAAAUAGAAAAAUUAGAAAAAAUCACAGCUGUGCUAUGAAGCAUUUGAUAUUUAGAUGUACAGGAAAAUCAGA
Molecule: messenger RNA, 1097 nt
Organism: Stomoxys calcitrans (stable fly)
Lineage: Eukaryota; Metazoa; Arthropoda; Insecta; Diptera; Muscidae
Exons: 2
Coding region: 40-741 (233 amino acids)
Source: RefSeq, a predicted model, not a curated record